Habropoda laboriosa is the source of this 2286-nucleotide messenger RNA. RefSeq lists its product as uncharacterized. The record is from RefSeq and is a predicted model, not a curated record. The coding region runs from base 1 to 2286 and encodes 761 amino acids. Gene Ontology annotation, biological process: DNA integration. The transcript has a single exon. Gene Ontology annotation, molecular function: nucleic acid binding. Lineage: Eukaryota; Metazoa; Arthropoda; Insecta; Hymenoptera; Apidae.
AUGAAGACGCUCGGUAUAUCAUGGGACGCGCUGAAGGACAGGGUUCUCUACACGGUCGAGCCGCCAAGCAGCCAGAAGAUUACGAAACGAACGAUCCUGUCAGCAAUUGCCAAAAUCUUUGACCCGUUGGGACUCCUCGGCCCAGUAACUAUCACUGCAAAGAUGAUAAUGCAACGGCUAUGGCAACUGAAGAUCGACUGGGAUGAAUCGCUCCCAGCCAAUCUCUACACAGAAUGGACCACCUUCGUCAACCAACUGCAACUGCUGAACAACAUCGAGUUUCCACGCAACGUAACCCAACGAGCGGUCCAUCACAUCGAUAUACAUGGUUUCUGCGAUGCGAGCGAGCGAGCGUACGGUGCGUGUUUAUACAUACGAACAAUAAACAGAGCAGGCCACAUCAGGACGCAGCUUCUUUGUGCGAAAUCGCGCGUCGCACCACUCAAAACCAUCAGCCUCGCACGUUUGGAAUUAUGCGGUGCGGUGCUCCUAGCAUCGUUAUAUGCCACCGUCCGAGGAGCCAUCACACACGACAUCCGCAACACGACAUUCUGGACCGAUUCUACCAUAGUUUUAAAUUGGAUCCACACACCACCGAACACACUGAAAACAUUCGUAGCAAACCGCGUAUCCGACAUACAGACGAAGACGGACGUAACGACAUGGCGACACGUGACAUCACAUGACAAUCCGGCCGACUUAUUAUCGCAAGGAUUGACGCCCCUACAAUUCCUCGAAACCGACCUCUGGCGACGCGGACCUAGGUGGCUCUCAAUCGUCGAAUCGGAGUGGCCAAAAUCUAAGUUCGCGAUCACAACCGACGUGCCAGAGCGAAAGAAAAUCACAUGUCUCGCCACCACCACAGUACACACGGACGACAUCAUAACGCGGUACUCUUCGGCCACAAAGCUAAAACGAGUCGUAGCUUAUUGUUUGCGCUUCCGACCAAACCAUCGCACCAAUGGACCUCUCACCGUGCAAGAGAUCCAGGAGGCAACCGUACGCAUCGUUAAAAUAGUGCAGGCAAUCGAAUUUAAACAGGAGAUCCACAAUCUCACAUCGGGAACCACAUUAUCUUCAAAGAGCAAGCUUCGUCCGCUCAACCCGUUUCUCGACAGCAAGGGAAUUCUACGCGUCGGAGGACGCCUUCAAAACUCCUCACUGCCGUACGCUCAAAAGCAUCCGGUACUUUUACCAAGAAACCACCAUCUGACCACGUUGAUUAUUCGCGACUCACACAUGAAUAAUCAACACGCAGGCAUAACAUCUACCCUCAAUGACGUUAGGCAAACGUACUGGCCUAUCGAUGGGAAAAAUGCAACGCGCAAAAUCGUGCGACAGUGCGUCAGAUGCUUCCGAGUGGAUCCACCUACGGUAGACUACGUGAUGGGUAAUUUACCGGCAGCUCGCGUCGCCGAUAGUCGACCAUUCCACAACAGUGGAGUAGACUAUUGCAGCCCAUUCUACGUAAAGGAACGGCGCAAUCGUAAUCGCGCGCGCGUUAAAGUCUACGUCGCCGUAUUUAUUUGCUUUGCUACGAAAGCGAUUCACCUAGAGGUUGUGAGCGACAUGAACACCGAGGCCUUCAUCGCGGCCUUAAAACGCUUCAUGGCUCGAAGAGGACUCUGCCACAACAUUUAUUCCGACAACGGCACAAAUUUCGUUGCCGCGAAUAACGAGUUGACGGAGGUAUACCAGGCGCUCCAGGAGGACAAGGUCCGAAGAUUCCUUCCGAACAAGGAAGUCACGUGGCACUUCAUGCCUGCCUUGUCACCUCAUUUCGGAGGACUUUGGGAGGCUGCCGUGAAAUCCUUCAAACACCAUGUGAAACGUGUUGUGGGUGAAGAAUUGUUUACGUUCGAGCAAUUUAACACCUUCGUCAUUGAAGUCGAAGCAAUCCUAAAUUCCCGUCCGCUAUCCCCCCUCUCCUCAGAUCCCAACGAUCUUACUGCAGUGACUCCGGGUCACUUUUUGAUUGGUGGUUCCUUAACGAGCGUACCCGAGACUGAUUUCAGGAAAACACCAGCCAAUCGCUUAUCAAAUUGGCAGCACAUACAGGAGGUGAAACGAGAUUUCUGGUCGAGAUGGUAUAAGGAAUACAUCCACCAUCUGAACGUGCGGCAAAAAUGGACCAAGAGCUCGCACGACAUUAAGAAAGGAACAGUGAUCGUUCUCAAGGAGAACAAUCUCCCACCACUAUUCUGGCAUCUGGGACAAGUCGAGGAGAUUCAUCCGGGUGCAGACGGGAUCACCCGACCAUCAACGGCAUAUAUAAACGCAACGUGA